AUGGCAGCGAUUCUGAUUUUCGCGGUGUCCAUCCUGCCGAUCUUCGUCCACGCGACGCCUUCCGUCUGGUCAUGUCCGUUCAUGAGCCCAAUGAUGCCGCCCGGAUUGGCCCCAGUCGGAGAAGAGUGAGUUUUGCAAAAACUCGGCCACGGCCGCUAGCUUCUCGAUAGAUCGCAUUUGCAACAAAAAUGCUUCAGCUGUCCGUCGGACUCGUUCGUUCACUACUACUCGUGCUGCGACGACAAUCCGUUCCAAUGCUGCUUCCAUUUCGAAACCUGGGCCAUGUUAGUUCAUUUUUUUUUAACGGAAAAAAGCGGAAAACUCGUUUUUACCACAGUUUUACCCGCCUGAAAAAAAAGUUUCGUUGGAAAGCAUAAAUUCGCAAUAUUGCAAACACUUUCCAAUUUGUUUGAAAAGAAAAAGAACUUCGCUGUAGAGCGAAUUUCUUUUUAAAUUUUCAGCGUAAUAUUCGGGAUUCUCGGUCUCGUUCUCAUCGUCGGAAGCCUUUUCGUCGCCGGAAAACUGCUAAUGGCUCCGCCGAAACGACAAGGAGCAAUUUAG
Molecule: messenger RNA, 561 nt
Organism: Caenorhabditis sp. 36 PRJEB53466
Lineage: Eukaryota; Metazoa; Nematoda; Chromadorea; Rhabditida; Rhabditidae
Source: the annotation of a GenBank genome assembly